AUGGUUUGCAUACCUGCUAGAAAGGGCAAGCGCAAGGCGCCUUCUCCCUCGCCAGAAGCUUCCGAUUCUUCCUCAUCGGAAGCCUCCUCCAGCCGCUCAGCCGUAGAGGAGGAGGAAGCGGUAUCAGCCGAAAACUCGGACCACGAUCAAGCUUCCAACAUCGACUCCGACUCUGGACUUCACGAUAAUACCACUAGCGACUCAGAAGAGGAACAAGUCGAUGACAAUAAUGAGUCUGCCACAGAAAGCGACGACGACGACGAUGACGCCCGAGCGCUUCCAAAACUCGACACAGCAAAAGCCCGAACGAAACUGCACCACGUCGCCAAAACACUCCGCGCCACCGCCAAGAAGAGCAAAACCUUCGAAGUGCAAAAGCUCAUCAAAAAGCUCAAAGGUCUUCGGAAGAAGGCCUCCCUCGCCGACCAGGCCGAAGCUGCCGAAAAGGAGCUCGUCGCACUCAAGUCGAUCGAUACUGCUCUACUUGCCGGUCGUGCGCUCAUUACAAAGAUGGUCAAAGCGAAGCUGAUGCCCCGCCCGGCCGAGCUGGAGAGCGCAGACGAAGCGGACUAUGUCUACUUGCAGAUGGUCAGGGAUGAAGAGAUGCUAGGAGAGGCAGUGCUGAGUGAUCCCGUCGUAGCAGACGGGGAUAAGGCGGUGGAGAAGGCGAAGGCCAAGAUCGCUUCUUCCAAGGUAUUGGCGGACGAAGUGGGCAAGUUUGUAGAAGAGCUCAAGAAGCUAGUAAGGAUCGAGACUGCGGCCAGCAACAAGAAGGAGGUAGAGGAGGAUGUCAAGGGCAAGGGCAGAGCGGAGGAGGGCGAGGAAGAACGCGAGUGGUCGGGGUCAGAGGAGGAAUCCGAUUCCGAGGAAGACACACCUCGUCGAGUAGCGUUAGUCGAUGAUGACGACGACGAAGAGCAGGGCGAGGAUGCGGACGAAGAGCAGCUCAUGCGCAUUGGGAGCGAGAAGAUGAAAGCGCUUGGAGACUUGUCCCAAUGGGACGACAUGAUUGGGUCCGACUCUGGUGCCGAAUCCGCGUCCGAGGCCGAAGACGAAACACCGACCAAGCGGAAGCGAAAGAGUCGACAGGACUCGGAUGAAUCUAGCGACGACAGUGCCAGCAACAGCAACGGCGAUGACAGCAGUGCCUCGAGCUCUGACGAAGAUGGCGAUGACGACGCUUCCGACUCGGACAUGGACUCUGACGCAAGCACCUCCUCCUCCUCCACGCGACCCCGCAAGCGCAAAGCCUCUUCCUCCUCCUCCAAGCCCACCAAGAAGACCAAGUCCUCCACCGCAUCGACCUUCCUUCCCUCCCUCUCCACCGGCUUCAUCGCCGGCCGCUCCGACGACGAGUGGUCCGACGCCGAAGCCGAUCUCGCGGACCGCGAUCUCUCCGAGCUCAAGUCCGGCAGCAGUAAAAAGGAACGCAAGAAUCGCAUGGGCCAACGUGCACGCAAAGCGCUCUACGAGAAGAAAUACGGCUCCAACGCCAACCACAUCAAAGUGCGCGAGAAGCAGAAACAGGCCAAGCUCGAACGACACCCUUCCUCCACCAAUGCCGUUCGAGGUGGAAGGCAGAGGCCGCCAGCAUUCCAGCCUCCGGUGAAGAAGGAUGGAGGAUGGGGGGGACCGGUUGCUCCGCUGCCGAAGCAGCCGCGCGUGGUGAGGGCGCCGCCACCGGCUGCAGUUCCGGUGGCGAGGCACGAGACGGGAGCAAGGAGUGGCGCCCAAAAGCCAACACCGGCGGCAGCGCCAAAGUCGCAGGAGAUGCACCCAUCUUGGAUCGCAAAGCAGAAGCAAAAGGAGCUCAUGGCUCAGGUCAAACCGCAGGGCAAGAAAGUUGUCUUUGACUAA
Sporisorium graminicola is the source of this 1857-nucleotide messenger RNA. RefSeq lists its product as uncharacterized. Gene Ontology annotation, biological process: maturation of SSU-rRNA. NCBI's taxonomy places the organism in Eukaryota, Fungi, Basidiomycota, Ustilaginomycetes, Ustilaginales, Ustilaginaceae. Gene Ontology annotation, cellular component: nucleus; 90S preribosome. The coding region runs from base 1 to 1857 and encodes 618 amino acids. The record is from RefSeq and is a predicted model, not a curated record. The transcript has a single exon.